ACAGUCUACUCUAGAACUGAAGCACUGAACACAAAAACGCAGACGCGCGCACACGGACACUUCAGCUGCAGGUAGCCCACAUCGCCGGUCGCCAUGCUCGCCUACCUCCUCCACGCCCCCACCGCCUCCCCUUACCCCCUCUCCCUCCGCUCGCCGGCGGCGGCCGCGAAGACCCCCUUCCUCCCCUCCCUCGUCCGCACUCCCCCUCCGAGGCGCGCCGCCGCGUUCUCCGCGGCCGCCGCGGUCCCCAUCGCGGCGUCGCUGCUCGAGGGCCCCGUGCUGGUCUGGGCCGGCCGGCUCUGCCUCUACUACGCGCUCCUCCAGGUCGGGCUCGCCGGCUCGCCGCGCAACCCCUUCCUCUCCCACGAGAUCGGCGGCGAGGACGGCGCCGGGGGCAGCGACCUAGGGUUCUCCAAGUGGGCAGAGAAGCUCCGUGGCGGCGCCUCAGGUGAAAACGAAGCUCAGGAUAAGAGGAAGCUAGUUAGCAAAUGGAGGCCAACGACCAAAGGCACACUGAAGAGAACUUACCGAGUUCGAUCAACGGAAGAAGGCAGGCGGCUUCUUAAAGAGAUUGCUUCAGUUCUGUCCCAAGAUGACCACUUUGUGGAUGCUUCCACUCACAAGGGUUGCCAAAUAAGGAGGGAAAGUGCUCAUGGAGAGAGCGUGUGCUGCUACAACGUAAGAGCUUUGUUCGAUGAGCUUCCUACUCCUCACCUGGUUCUGGAGGUUACACCUUUUCCUGCUGGAUCUCUUACUGAUAAUGACUACCGCAAGGCCGAGAGGCUUGAGAUGGUGCUGAGGUUGAGUGCUUCCAUUUAAAACUAGAGACUGAUUUUCCAUUUUCCCCUUCAUACUUUUUGCCCAAGUUGUAAAUUGUCUACGUGUGGGGCUGUAAAUUGAUGCAGUUGGCUAAGAACUACUUGUAAAACCCGAGUUCUGCUCAGCUUUUCUAACAAUUUGAGCUCAAGAACACGUUCUAUA
Messenger RNA from Phragmites australis (common reed), 981 nucleotides. RefSeq lists its product as uncharacterized. Lineage: Eukaryota; Viridiplantae; Streptophyta; Magnoliopsida; Poales; Poaceae. Gene Ontology annotation, cellular component: chloroplast envelope. The transcript is spliced from 4 exons. The record is from RefSeq and is a predicted model, not a curated record. Bases 94 to 819 code for a protein of 241 amino acids.